Molecule: messenger RNA, 576 nt
Organism: Anopheles arabiensis
Lineage: Eukaryota; Metazoa; Arthropoda; Insecta; Diptera; Culicidae
Gene: Grx5
Product: glutaredoxin-related protein 5, mitochondrial
Exons: 2
Coding region: 54-491 (145 amino acids)
Source: RefSeq, a predicted model, not a curated record
AUAGCUACCUUGGUAUUAGAUAACAAACCGCAGUCAAAACAACACACACCGAAAUGAACGUCCUUACGCGAAAUUUGACCCAAACUCUGUUCAAAUACAAUGGGGCCGGGUUGAUCCAGGCGGCCGCCCGCAGUUUCAGUGCGCCGGCACUGGAUGGCAAGGAGAUCGAGAAGCUGGUGAGCAACAAUAAGGUGGUCAUUUUCAUGAAAGGUAACCCGGACGCACCGCGGUGCGGCUUCAGCAAUGCGGUGGUACAGAUACUGCGGAUGCAUUCGGUCAAAUACGACAGCCACGAUGUGCUGCAGAACGAAGCCCUCCGGCAAGGCAUUAAGGACUUUUCGAACUGGCCCACCAUCCCGCAAGUGUUCAUCAACGGAGAGUUCGUAGGCGGGUGCGACAUACUGCUGCAGAUGCACCAAAACGGCGAGCUGAUCGAUGAGCUGAAAAAGGCCGGCAUCGAGAGCGCACUGGCGAAGGAGUCCGAGAAGUGAGCCCCCCAUUGGGGAGUGUGUUAAGAUUUGUUCGGUAAAAAAUAAUAAAAAAAAAACAAUCCCCGCUAAUACCAUCACCGGAAAA